AUGGAGCAUCUACCAACUAUCGACUCGCGUGUAGAGACACUCCGGCUGGUCUUUGGAUCUUUUUUACGUCUCAUUAUUUAUUCUGUCACUUACUACACGGGACGAGGCCUGUUUUCGCAGUAUGUGCUACGUCGUAGAGGUUCUGUUUCACAGUCGAAGCAGUCAAUGAUUUCGUAUGUGGCUUCCCAGGGACUAGAAAUUGGUGUUUCAGUGAUUAUUUGCCCAGUGCGGUACCUUGCUGCGGUGACAACCCCACGUUUCCUUUUUGAUUACACGCUCACUGGCUGGUCGGAGAUUUUGCGAACGUUGGACCUCUUUUCUCCGGGACGCUUUGCAUCGUACGCCGUUUAUGCCUUCUCGUCUACAUCGGAGUGGGAUUUGGACUUUUUCGUGUGGCAAAUGCCCUCAGUGGCGCUCACACUUGCAAAACUAUGGUACCGUCGCCGCCAUCUCGGGACCAAAAAAUGCUGCACCACACGUGUUUUACUAAUGCUUCCCCUUCAAAUACUUUUGCGGGCGUACCUUUCUUCAUUUUCCGUUAUGAUUCCUGAAUGUGGCGAGGAACUAUUGGAGGCUAUCGUCUCUGCUGGGUUGGAGGCUGGCGUGUCGGCUUAUAUAAUCCGCAACACUUCCCCUUUCGUAGAGGAGAAUAAUAAACUGCGCCUAGUCGGAACCUUAAAACACCACUCGAUAGGUUCUCAGGCUGGGGAAAGGGAAGACGCAAAUAAAAAGCAAGAAUAA
Molecule: messenger RNA, 741 nt
Organism: Trypanosoma brucei brucei TREU927
Lineage: Eukaryota; Euglenozoa; Kinetoplastea; Trypanosomatida; Trypanosomatidae
Exons: 1
Coding region: 1-741 (246 amino acids)
Source: RefSeq, a predicted model, not a curated record